Molecule: messenger RNA, 1802 nt
Organism: Archocentrus centrarchus (flier cichlid)
Lineage: Eukaryota; Metazoa; Chordata; Actinopteri; Cichliformes; Cichlidae
Gene: kctd6b
Product: potassium channel tetramerization domain containing 6b
Exons: 3
Coding region: 317-1030 (237 amino acids)
Biological process (GO): protein homooligomerization
Molecular function (GO): protein binding
Source: RefSeq, a predicted model, not a curated record
GUUGCAGCAGGACCUCCCUCCUCCUUGAUCCUCCUUGUAUGCGCAGUUUUGCUGCAGCCCGGAGCCGAGCACAGCUGCCCGAUGCGACCAGCGGCAAACAUCAAUGACUAUCAGGCUUCACCGUUAAACACCAACCGCAGACUACUGCUGCUGGACAAAAGAAAAUCCAAACCAAACUAAAAAAACAAAACAAAACAACAACAACAAACCCCCCCCCACAAGUACACACGAAAGAGAACUGGUGAAAUUAAAGUGAGACGAUCCUCAUCUGUUCCCUCUCUAUUUUGGUUCUGACCGAGCAGGUAUUCUUCUACAAAUGGAUAAUGGAGACUGGGGCCAUAGGAUGACUACUCCUGUUACCUUGAACGUGGGAGGCCACCUGUACACCACCAGUUUAUCCACCCUGCAGCGCUAUCCAGACUCCAUGCUGGGAGCCAUGUUCCGUGGAGAUUUCCCAACAACUCGCGAUUCCCAAGGGAAUUAUUUCAUCGAUCGGGAUGGAACUCUUUUCCGGUACAUUCUGAACUUCCUGCGGACAUCUGAGCUUACCCUUCCUGUGGACUUCACAGAGACAGACCUCCUGAGGAAAGAGGCAGACUUCUACCAGAUCGAACCUUUGAUCCAGUGCCUUAACGAUCCAAAGCCGCUGUAUCCUCCCGACAUCUUUGAGCAGGUCGUGGAGCUCUCCAGCACUCGGAAACUGUCGAAGUACUCAAACCCAGUUGCUGUUAUUAUCACACAGCUAACCAUAACUACUAAGGUUCACGCCCUACUAGAAGGUAUUUCGAACAACUUCACCAAGUGGAACAAACACAUGAUGGACACCAGAGACUGCCAGGUGUCAUUCACCUUUGGACCAUGUGACUAUCACCAAGAGGUGUCCCUAAGGGUUCACCUCAUGGACUACAUAAUGAAACAAGGCUUCACCAUUCGGAACACACGUGUGCAUCACAUGAGUGAGCGGGCCAAUGAGAACACAGUGGAGCAUCACUGGACUUUCUGCAGGCCUGCUCACAAAGUUGAAGACUGAGUUACGCAGCACAGUUGUUGUGGGUGACACUACUGCUGGAUUUAUCUUUUUAGGUUAUGCAAAUGAUGAUUUCAAAAAAACAAAAAUAUUGAGCAGAGUUUUAGUAAUUUUUCCAGAAAGCAAAAAAUGAUGAAGAUGUGAAAUCUGAUUUAUUCACCUGUUUGGACACAACUUUAUUUGUGCUACCGCUACAUGUGCUUAUUAUACUCUAAGGCCUACAAACCCAACACUGAAGUUUAUACAUUUAGGGACAUUGUAUUAUCCCUAUUAUACUACAAUGUAGGUAAAUGGUUCUUAUAGGAAUAACUGGCUAAAAAGUCUGUAAAAAUGUGGUCAUAAAGAAGGUAUGAUUUGAAACUCUGCCUACACUGAGUACUAGUACCUUAACAGUAAAAUGCAUUAAUAUGAAUUUCAGCCACAAUUUGUAGAAAAAAAAAUACUUGUAGAAGGUAAUGUGGUCACAAUUUAAAAUUAAUAUUGACUCCAGACACAUCACAAAAUAUUUUUUUUGUCAGAUGUCAGGAGUAUACUUUUAUAAUAACUUAUUUAGCUCAGUAGCUUUCUGGUGAGUUUCUAGUAGAUCUUGAAAUUAGUCUCUUAGGUCUAGCCCCCUGUAUGGUACUAUUUAUGAAGCCCCUUGUAGUUGUUGCAUGUGUCUGAGUGUUUUUGUAUAUGUAUUACUGUAUGUAUCUGCUGUGCGCUCUUUACAAUAUGCCAUACUGUUAUCACUCAGCCAUCACAGCCAAAAUAAACCCAUCAUCAUUUCAUUAAA